GAUGGCGGCGCUAGUGAAGCGCGUGGGAUGGGCUACGCGACCGUUGCUGCCGGUGGUGCAGGCUUCGGACCUCGAUUCGCGGCGCUGGGUCCGGGCAUUGCGGCGGAGCCCCGUGAAAGUGCUGUUCCCAUCUGAUGAGGUUGUGGAACGGAAGCUUGAUCCCGGGAAACAGCCUCAGAAGGCGGCGGCAGAGGCCGGUCCCCGGGAGCAGCGACAGAAGCAGCAGAUUCAGGGGCCAGCAUCCCAGACCCCCAGCACCUGGGAAGAGUCGGGGCUUCGCUAUGAUAAGGCUUUCCCUGGAGACAAAAGGCUAAGCAGUGUGAUGACCAUAGUUAAGUCCAGGCCAUUUCGAGAAAAGCAGGGGAAGAUCCUGCUGGAAGGUCGUAGGCUGAUUGCAGACGCUCUCAAGGCUGGUGCUGUGCCCAAAGUUUUCUUCUUUAGCCGUCUGGAAUACAUCAAGGAGCUGCCCAUUGAAAAGCUGAAAGGUGUUAGCCUCAUUAAGGUGAAAUUUGAGGAUAUCAAGGAUUGGUCCGACCUGGUAACACCACAGGGAAUAAUGGGGAUUUUUGCCAAACCUGACCAUGUUAAGAUGACAUACCCUGAGACUCAGCUUUGCCACACACUGCCAAUAUCCUUGAUUUGUGACAAUCUCCGUGACCCUGGGAACCUGGGGACAAUUCUGCGAUCUGCUGCUGGGGCAGGCUGCAGCAAAGUGUUACUCACCAAAGGCUGUGUGGAUGCCUGGGAGCCCAAAGUGCUGCGGGCAGGUAUGGGCGCACACUUCCAGGUGCCCAUUAUCAACAACCUGGACUGGGAAGCAGUGCCCGACCACCUGCCUGCUGACACCCGCGUCUACGUGGCCGAUAACUGUGGCCGUCACGUGCAGGCCCAGGCCCAGAGGUCUAACAAGGCCAGUGACUAUGGCUGGGUGCGUGACCACCGCCCGCUGAAGUUUCACGAAUGUGAGGAAGAGGAAGAGGAUCUAGAGAGUGGAGCGAGUCAAGACUGGCUCCCUGAACUCGAGGUCCAGAGUUACGACUCAGACUGGACAGAGGCACCGGCGGCCGUGGUGAUAGGUGGGGAGACCCACGGCGUGAGCCUGGAGUCCCUGCAGUUGGCUGAAAGCACAGGGGGCGGGAGGCUGCUGAUCCCCAUCGUGCCCGGCGUAGACAGCCUGAAUUCAGCCAUGGCUGCGAGCAUCCUGCUCUUUGAAGGCAAAAGACAGCUGCGGGUGAGGGUGGAACGCCUGAGCAGGGACAGGCAUUAACACCAAGAGGAGGGUGUGUGGAAGCCGUCCUCAGCUUGAAGUUGUCUCUGGUUACUGGAAAAAUAAGAGCUUCCAUGACUUUCUGCUCAGCCUCAAAAAUAAGGAAGGUCAAAAUUCCUCCUGAGGUCUCCCAUCUUCCCGCUGAUUUUUAUGUGUGUGUGUGGGUGGUUAAGAGACAACAGAAGUAAGUGCGCCUCGUGGCUCUUACGUUUUUAAAAAUUGUCCACCAAAGAGCAUCUUUGUGCCCAGAAAGUUGCUGAAGGCAUCAUCCUGGGCAGGAGGACCCCUCCCUCCACAGCUGUAGGUGCUUGCAGUCAGAGAGGGCUGGUUAGAGUGCCCAGGCUUGGUCACUUACUCCUCUGAUCGUUGGUCAAUGGAAAGUAAGCCCCUGUGAAGUGCAGACCAGUAGAUUAUGUUAAAAUCCUUUAUUUAUUUCAGUGUGGUCAGUGGGUCUCAACGCCCAUCUUUUCAUCUUUGGCCUAGUGGUGAGGACAUAACUGAGAGAUUAAUGAUCGAGGAAGCUAAGGGUACAGGUGAUGGCAUUCAGUAGUAUUAAUAGUGGUUCUGGCUUGGCUGUGUUAAUCUCUUUGAUUGUUCAUGCAGGCCAUGACUUAGACACUGUUUAUGUAUGACACAGUUUUUCUCCCCAAUUUCUGGUGAAACAGCUGAUUUCAUCUGUUGGUAUUACACCUUCUUAGCAUCUCUGCAGAUAUCUAUUUGAAGACUCUCAGUUCAGAAAAGGAAAAAACAGUUUUUAAAUCUUCAGCUUAACCCUGCAUCUCUCAACAAAGCCAUACUCCUUGUAAUAGCUUCCUGCUGUUAGUCCUGCUUUGUGUAACCCUUUUGCUUAAAUGGAAUGACUUGUUUACAUUAACCCCUCGUCCAGCAUAAACAGAACACCAGUGUUCUUGGUGCUGUGUGAACAGAGGCUUCUGCACGGAGAGGGGCGGAGGAAGUCCUGAGGAUGAACACUCGGGGCCGUUGAGCCCACAGCUCGGCAGCAAGACCCUGCUAUUCUUCUCUUAAAACAGGGCAGACUGAAUCCUUACUGAGCACCAGUGGGAUGUAGCCAGGGACAUGAGGGCAGGGGCAGGCGGUGAUCACUCUAAGUCACUAUGGGAAGCGGGGGGUGGGACUAGAGUAUGGGACUGACUUUUGAGCAGUGUGUUUGCAGCCACAGAGAGUAUGGUUGAAGACCAAGAUGCCAGCAGGGUAGUGUGAGCACCUCCCUUCCAUAUGGUGGCUCCUGCCUUGACUGGGCUUCCUUGGGAGCCCCUCAGCUGCUCGUCACGGAGGUCCAAUGAGUUGCAGCAUGGCCCAGAGAAACUAGGGACCUCUCCUAACCCCUUCACCUCGCCCAGGUCCCUGGUAAACCAAAAGGUCAUGUAUGGCUGUGCCUAAGCGGCCCCGGUGGGACUGCUUUGUUAUGUUGGAGAGGAGUGGGUUUUGCAGGAACAAUCUCUUUGGUUGGCUGUGCUCUCUCAGGCUGACAGGCUGGAAGCUGCUCUGGUCUGGAUCUGCCCAGGGCCCCACAUAAAUGUUGGGCGACAGUGGCCCCUGGAAUGUUCUUGAGAGCGUCUAUCCCUGUCAGCCUUCAGAAACUAGAAGAGCCCACAGCCUUUGUACUGUGCUGAGCCCACAAAGGCUGUGUGUGGCCUCCUCUGCCAGCUUCACAGCCCCAAUGCGUGCAGGUGAAAUGGUGGGGGACAACCCACAGAACAAUACCACUCUACUGACAGUCUCCCAACACCUUGGAAAAGUGCUAAAGAAACAUACAUCACUGAAAAGAGGCUCCAUGCCUUUUCAGCAUGAAACCAGCCUCCUCUUAUUUUUAUCCCAAAAUAAAAACCAAUGAAAG
Molecule: messenger RNA, 3125 nt
Organism: Budorcas taxicolor (takin)
Lineage: Eukaryota; Metazoa; Chordata; Mammalia; Artiodactyla; Bovidae
Gene: MRM3
Product: mitochondrial rRNA methyltransferase 3
Exons: 4
Coding region: 2-1267 (421 amino acids)
Biological process (GO): RNA processing
Molecular function (GO): RNA methyltransferase activity; RNA binding
Source: RefSeq, a predicted model, not a curated record